Molecule: messenger RNA, 384 nt
Organism: Didymosphaeria variabile
Lineage: Eukaryota; Fungi; Ascomycota; Dothideomycetes; Pleosporales; Didymosphaeriaceae
Exons: 2
Coding region: 1-384 (127 amino acids)
Source: RefSeq, a predicted model, not a curated record
AUGUCGAAUAACGAGGAUCAACAGCACAUCCCCACAAACAAGAAGGAGGAGGAUCAAGAAGAGAAUAAAGGCUCAGGCGGGCUUCUUGCACCUCUCGCUGACCCGGUUGGCAAAGCCCUCAACACCGGCCUCCGCCCCCUCGGCGCGCCCCUCGAGAAAGUCACCGGCCCCCUCGGCAACGCCCUCGGCGGCACCACUCGUGGCGCCCUCGGUCCCAUGAUGGGCGAAAAAGAAGAGCGCUCGGAGCUGCUCGGCGGAAACAAUGUCGAUAGCUAUAGCAAGAAGGAGAGCUUAGGUGGGAAAGAGCAGACCGGGCAGAACCCGUUGGGUUUGGAUCAGACAGGGCGGUGGGGAUUUGAGGGUGAUGGGCAGGGAAAGAAAUAA